Molecule: messenger RNA, 255 nt
Organism: Penicillium coprophilum
Lineage: Eukaryota; Fungi; Ascomycota; Eurotiomycetes; Eurotiales; Aspergillaceae
Exons: 1
Coding region: 1-255 (84 amino acids)
Source: RefSeq, a predicted model, not a curated record
AUGCGUCAAGAUACUGCACCCCAGAAUCUAUUCAUUCAUCCUGAUACGAAUGAAUGGGUAACAAAGCAAGACAAGGAUAUGGACCGGUAUCUCAAUACACCCAAGUGGCUUACAUGGCCGGACCUACCCACGCCGCCCGACUAUAGUGUGCCUUUCGAGCUGGGCAAACCCCGAGAUGGAGAGCCUUAUAUGAGAACGGGCGUGCGAUCUCGAUGCAUUGCUAUGAAGCUGAGACACAUUACUUUCGCUGGGUGA